This is a messenger RNA of Colletotrichum gloeosporioides, 483 nucleotides long. RefSeq lists its product as uncharacterized. Bases 1 to 483 code for a protein of 160 amino acids. The transcript has a single exon. The record is from RefSeq and is a predicted model, not a curated record. Lineage: Eukaryota; Fungi; Ascomycota; Sordariomycetes; Glomerellales; Glomerellaceae.
AUGGUAAACAUCAGAGAAGCAGCCCGCGCCGCCAUCACAGCCUACGGCCUUGCCACAGAAAAGGGCGGAAACGCCUCCGUUCCCCUGCAAGAAGUCGCUGCCUCGUUAGCAGCUUUCUACCUGACGAACUUUACGAGCUUCACCCUUGGGGAGGUCACAGUCUUGCCAGAUGACCCCGUCCCCGGCGUCUUCAAGCAAUUACGACUGCUGAACCAGAGCGGCAUCGGCACCGACAUCAGACCUCGCGGCGGAAGAGUCGAGGUCGUCUCCGCAGAGAGCGCAAUCUGCUUCGUCACAUUCGAGAUUUACCCCAAGGCAAGAAAGAUCGACAAGUGGUCAUGGACCAACGUAUACGGCUUCCGCUUGGAACACGGGCGGAGCAACGGGCUCGACGGGGGAUGGGAGUUCACGAACGCCGACCAGGAGUACGGAUCACUGCUGCAACGGGUCCCGAACUUCUAUGCAGGCGGACAGGUGGGGUAG